Molecule: messenger RNA, 432 nt
Organism: Lodderomyces oxycetoniae
Lineage: Eukaryota; Fungi; Ascomycota; Pichiomycetes; Serinales; Debaryomycetaceae
Gene: COF1
Product: cofilin
Exons: 3
Coding region: 1-432 (143 amino acids)
Biological process (GO): actin filament depolymerization; actin filament severing
Cellular component (GO): cytoplasm; actin cytoskeleton; actin cortical patch
Molecular function (GO): actin filament binding
Source: RefSeq, a predicted model, not a curated record
AUGUCCAGAUCAGGAGUACAAGUUGCCGACGAAUCCUUAGCUGCCUUCAACGACUUGAAGUUGGGUAAGAAGUACAAAUUUGUAAUCUAUACAUUGAAUGAUGCCAAGACUGAGAUUGUUGUUGACGAGACAUCUGCCGAUACAGAUUACGAUACCUUUUUAGAGAAAUUGCCUGAAAAUGAGUGUAAAUAUGCCGUUUACGAUUUCGAGUAUGAGAUUGGUGGAGGUGAAGGAAAAAGGUCAAAGAUUGUGUUUUUCACCUGGUCUCCAGACACCGCGCCCGUUAGAGCUAAGAUGGUAUAUGCAUCAUCGAAAGAUUCUUUGAGAAGAGCAUUGAACGGAGUUGCUGCUGAUAUCCAAGGCACAGACUUUUCAGAGGUUGCGUAUGAGUCAGUCUUGGAAAGAGUUAGUAGAGGUGCUGGGUCUCACUAA